AUGGAGCCUAAUACAUUUCAGUUGACUUCAAUUAGGAAUCUAGCAGAGAAAUACGAUUAUUUCUGUUUAGACUGUGAUGGUGUCAUAUGGUCUGGCAAUAGGAUCAUUGAUCAAUCAAUUGAUGUCAUAAACUGGCUUCACUCCUAGGGAAAGAAGAUUUACUUUAUCACUAAUUCAUCUGGCAAGACAAGAGAGGACUAUAGAAUCAGAAUACAAAAGAUGGGCUAUUCUGAAUGUGUAGAAGAACAGAUCUAUGGCUCUGCUUACACCACUGCCAAGUACAUUAAGGAAAAAUAUCCUGAGAUCACCAAAGUAAGAGUAGUAGGAAUGAACAGCAUAAGAAAAGAGUUGUCAGCUCAAGGAAUAGAUUCAGAAGGAGGAGAGGAUGAGUUAACAUUUGAUAAUUCAACUGGAUACAUGAGUAUGGAUGACUUUGAGAAAUACCCACUUGACCCAGCAGUCAAAGCUGUUGUAGUUGGUCUAGAUACUAAGUAUACCUAUGCUAAAUUGAGUGUGGCAAGUCUAUAUAUUUAAACUGGAGGAGCAAAGUUUAUUGCAACAAAUGACGAUGCAUUCGAUGUAGUAAAUGGUAGAAAGAUGCCGGGGGCAGGGGCAAUGGUUUAAAGUAUUUAGUUUACUUUGGAUUAAUCGGGCAAGGAUAGAAAUAUUUAUAAACCAGAGAUCAUUGGCAAGCCAAAUCCUUAUGUUAUUGAGUUGAUAAUGAGGGAUAACAAUAUCACAGAUAAAACUAAGAUGAUAAUGAUUGGAGACAGGCCUGAUACUGAUAUACUUCUAGGCUUUAAUGCAGGAAUAGAUAGAUGCCUCACACUCACAGGAGUGGUAGACAGUCUCGGUAGCAUAUAGAGUUGGGUUGAAAAAAAUGAAAAUUUUAGACCCAUUUAUGUUGUCAAAUCUUUUGGAAAACUUGAUGAUUCAGAGAUAAGCUAAUGA
Messenger RNA from Stylonychia lemnae, 951 nucleotides. Lineage: Eukaryota; Ciliophora; Spirotrichea; Sporadotrichida; Oxytrichidae. The record is from the annotation of a GenBank genome assembly.